This is a messenger RNA of Aplysia californica (California sea hare), 4851 nucleotides long. RefSeq lists its product as uncharacterized. Lineage: Eukaryota; Metazoa; Mollusca; Gastropoda; Aplysiida; Aplysiidae. The coding region runs from base 811 to 3879 and encodes 1022 amino acids. The transcript is spliced from 9 exons. The record is from RefSeq and is a predicted model, not a curated record.
UUUGAUGGCAGGUUGCUCUGUCAACUGGCAACUUAUGGCAAAGUUUAGCCUUCUUGGCCUUUGGGAACACAACAGACUGUUUAUCAUUGACUUCGUAUUAAGUGUGUUGAGUGUGAGCGUGAAGCGAUGAAUUUUAUUAUGGACGUGAACUUUCAGUUCAGUAUUUGCCAGGACAGUAUGAAGAAUAACAGAUUCUUGUGUGACCACCUGUAAAUCAUACUAGAGACAAGAUCAAGAGUAGUAAAGACGUAUUUUUUGUUUGUAUACACACAACUACAGUGAUCUAGAAUCUACACUACACUUACUACGCUGACAACCACGUUGAAUGGACAAGCAGUGUAAAUCUGUGAAUAUGAAUGCGUUGUUUUAAUGAGUAUGCUCCAAUGUGAAGAGUUUAUUCAUUAGCUAGGAUUUGUGUUAGCCUACACUACACUUGUGAUUGUGACUGGAGUCAGUGUUGUCUAUUCUUUUUAGUAUUAUAAAUAGUCUUGACUCUUGACUCUAGUAGACUGAUGAACAAAAUAAAGGCUCCCAAAAUAAAACUAGAGAUCUAGAUAUCUAGAUCUAAGUAGUGAGUAGAUUAGAAUCUUAGUAUAGAAGACACAAAUACUAUAGUAUAGACUAUACUAUAGAAGAUUCUAAGUAGCCUAAUCUUUGGAAGUUUAGAGCUUGAGAGAGUAAAAAUUUAUUAUAAGAGGACCUGAACUGAAGAGAUGUGUUGAAUCUUGAACAAGUAAAAGAAGAUCAAGUUCCAAGUGGUGCUAGUUAUCUCUCAAAACUCAAAAGUAAGGCAAGAUAAGUUUGAACAAUAUGUCCAGACGACAUGCAAAAUUGCCACAGGAUGCAAGGUCUAGCACUUCUGCAACUAGUACUAGUUCGACCAAAUCGUCUGCAUUGGGUUUGUCAAUUGAUCCUGAGGUGUCAGCAGCGCAUGCUGCAUGGUCAACAGGCACGCAUCAGCAUUCAUCUCGUGUUAACAGUAAGUUGAGGAGCAGAAAACUUUUAUCGAAAGAAAAAGCAAGUAAGGAGGAGGUUAGGGACCAUCAGUCUCCGUCUCGACAGCAAGCUGGCUUUUCAACAAAUGAUAAUGAGUUAUCGAAGCAGUGCUUUGAGACAAAAGUCGUCAAAGCGAAAACAAAAUUGCUUCCUUCCACUUUCAAGUCCAAGACUAUCCAGCGUAAUCGUAAUCAGGUUUCAGAAAUAGCUUGUGACAGUGUAAAUUCUGCAGUGAAAAGCCACCUGUUACAACAGAAUUCUUAUAAUGCACAGUCAGAUGCAGACAAAAAUGCAUUCAAAGAACAUAUCAGUACUACUACCAGAGCUGUUGAAGAAAAUGUGUCAAGUAUUGCCAUCAGCCCAAAUGCCCAUGACAGUGAUAUCCACCUGAACAGUAAGACAUUAGGAGCUAAACAUAAUAUGGCCCUUCAACUUGAAGAACGACAUGACACGGUUGGUGACAGGAAUCCUUCUCCUGAUGAUCUUGAUCCUGGAUGGGACGAGUCCCUGCUCAAUUUGUCACAAGACGUAGAUUAUGAGGGUGAGGUGAGAUGGGACAGUCGAUCCCAGGAGACGAUACAAAAAAUUAUGAAAUCAAGAGGACAGUACAGUGCUGAAGGUGUCAGGGAAAUUGUGGCCAAGUUUUCAGACCCACCAGCACCAGAGCCUUCAUACCAGCCAAUUGGACAGCGACUGACACGAGCAUCGUUCUCCCCCCGUGGCCCCACCCAGCAUAGUGGCGUUCUGGCCUCUAGGAGGACGAGGGCGUCCAAAAAAACGGUUGAGCGUCUUCAGAGCCGAAGUGAUGUAGACGACAUGAUCAACCUUCUCCGUGGCAUCAUUCAGAAAAAACAGGCUGCUGAGGAGGAAGAGAAGAGUGUGUCUGUUCCAGUCGGGGAGACGUCUGAGGAAAAGUCAUCCUCCCAUAGUGCCGCCCCCUCGUGUCUUGGACAGUCUGACCCUGCUGCUCAAGAGGAUGAUUGCUGGUCUGAUGAUGACCUCUUCCAGGACAACUCUCUCCUUCUUGAACUCACUCAGAACCCGGACAAAUUCUGCCAGGCAGGCAAGCCACCAUGUGGCAUUACUACAGACACAGUACCAGUUGUCCCUGGCUGUGACUCUGACAAAGUGGCUGUCACUGCUGGUAGAUCUGGAACCACAAGCUUGUCUGCCUCAGUGGCUAGUUUUUCCUCAACAACGAAUUCUUUAGGAGCUAACUCUUCCACAAGACCAUGUUCUUCAUUGGCUAAUCCUUCCACAAAAACAAAUUCUUCAACAAGAACAAAUUUUUCAUCAGCUAGGUCUUUGAUAAAGACAAAUUCUUCUUUAGCUAGUUAUUCGACAAAAACUAUUUCUUCCACUGCUAAUUCGUUUAUAAGAACAAAUUCUCCAUUAACUAAUUCUUGCACAAGAGCACCUAGCAGCAGGCCUACCAGUAACUCGCUUGUGACAAACUUGAAUGAUUCCUCUGUGAUUCCUUCAUCCUAUGUAGAAAGGCAUGGCCAUGGUCAUCAGUUCACCACGAAAAAUUCCUCAACAUUGACUGGAAUGAAUUCCAAAAUGCCCGUUAACAGACUGCAGUUUCCAUCAAACAAGAGUAAUAUCCAGGGGAGUGCUCCCAUACAGUCAUCUUCCUUUGGGAAAAAAAACUCCACAAGUUUAAAUUCGAAAAAGGAAAGAACUUCUCCUAGACAUUCAAAUGCUGUAACAAAUGGAGCCAAAGGUAAUGGGUACAACAACAAGUUUUCCUCUAGUGUCAAUAACUUUCUCAACAGCCAGUCUGCCCCUCGGGGGACAUCUCCUCAAAGUGCGGGUUGUAAGGGUUCAGGUCCAGGUCAAUGUGGGCUUCAAAGGGUUGCUGUCCUGAAUCCACCAGCUCGCCCGUCUGUCUUGUCAGGACAUGUAUCAAAAACUGAGAGUGAUUGCUCAUCCCGUACAUCUCUCAGCUUUGAGCAUGCCAGGGGUGGUCAGAAACUUGGAUCAGUCCAAACUCAGAGGUCAACUGUCUUCCACAAGCCCAUAUCAGGCUCAGAAACAUCCAAUCAGUGUACAGAUUCAACAUGUCAAAGUUCCAACAAAUCUCACCAAUGUAGCAACACAUCUGGUCAGGGUGCCACUGACAAGGACACAGAUUUUUUUGACCUGAGUCUCCCAGACGAGAUUUUGCUUCAGCUCACAGAGCCUGAUGAGAUCUUGGACAGUCAAGAAGACGUCCUCGCUCCUUCCUUCAGAGCCCAGCCCACCAAUCAGAGCAAGAGUAUUUAUCUGCAAACCAACGGUGCCCAGAAAAAGACUGGAGGUGAAAAAUUGUUACGAGAACAACAGAAGCCACUGUGGACCUCUGCCUUGGAUGCGGGUAAAGAAGAAGUCUUUAUCUCCCCUGUGAAACCAUUGCGACAAGAGCUGCAAGCUGCGGGGACUGUUGGAGCAGCGUCUCCAAUGCGGGCAUUUUUCAAGAGAACUUUAGGUGUCCAGGGCAGCCCUUUAGCUAUGAGGGUUGGCAAACACAGCUCUCCAUGCGGGCCCAGCUCUAGCACUCCAGUCAAACUAGCCAAAGGAACGGAAGCCACUCAUGCUGGCCGCAAGGAGACAAACCAAACUGCUCACAGUGCUUCAGAGUCUGCAGAGGACGCUCUGUUUGACGACAGUUUUAUGAAUGAUCAAGCACUUUUUGAGUCUCAGAUUUUGCCAAUGUUGGAAAAGGCUGAAUCGGAGGCCCUGGCUGCCAGCCAAGUGCAAAAACCUCAAGGUACCGAAGUUGCCAGUGUGAGUGCCAGCCCCCCAGUCACAUGCUCUCCCCAGGAAAUUGAACAGAAGAGGCAAGCAGCACUGUACAGACGCAGUCAACGACUUAGUCAAAAAAAUGCUAGAGUGUCGAGGUGAUGUCGAGGUGGCGUGUGACCUGUGAUGGGAUCACCUGAGAGGUGGUGGAUUUUGUCUUGGUAUGUGCGAUGGGGAUCUACUCACCUCCUUUGUUCCUUUACUUUCAUAUUUACGUGCAAUGGCAGCUCAGGUUGAUGACACAGCACAACUUCCCAGAACCCCUGCUGGAAACACUAGCAUUUGAAACAGAAAAUGUCUCUGACAUAUUUCUGUGUGCAGAAUUGGAGAUGCUUGAGGCAACACAGUGGUUGUGCAAUAAAUUGUGUUCAUGUGCUAUCGUGUGAUUCUUUCUUGUAAAAAGUAACAGCACAAGUUGUGCUGUGCGAGAUGUGUGAGGGAUUAUUUUGAGAUGCUGAACUUGUAGGCUACUCCUGCUGAAUAACUCCCUUGGCCAUUCCCUUAAUUCUGCAGUAUUAUCUCUGUCCCCACUCUGAACAUACAGUGAUUUCAGUAGGGUAAUCUGAAGAAAAAUAUAUGGUAAACUUACACUGUUUUUUAAUAGGACCAUGCUUGGAACUGAACCCUUCGCCAUGGGGCUAGGAUGCCCCCAAUAAGUGUUGAGGUUGCAUUUUGCUGUUGGGGAUUUGCUGAUACUGAUUUUCAUUUGCUGUUGUUCUCCCGUUGUCUAUCCUGGCUGUUUGAUCCAGAUUUUCAUGUACCGGGUAGAGUAUGUGUUAUUUUUGUGAUAAAGUGCGGCUAUCAUACAGAACAUGUAUAUACUUUGGAUUGAGAUCGAGCUGUGCUGAAAAAUCCAUCGGCAUGUAGAUUUCCUUUCCCUGUCGGGGGGGGGGAUGCUGCAUUAGCUCGAAAGUCAUUGAUGUGAGUUCAAUGCUGUCAAAUUCAGUGUGGGGAUGAAUGGAACUCAUGAGGUAGCAGUAGCAGUGGUGUUUGUGAGAGUGAUUGUGUUCACUGUUGUACUUAUUGUAUAUAUGUACACUAUAUGAAGUGCGGGAUUAAAGAAAUUUACUUGAA